Molecule: messenger RNA, 1800 nt
Organism: Loa loa (African eye worm)
Lineage: Eukaryota; Metazoa; Nematoda; Chromadorea; Rhabditida; Onchocercidae
Exons: 16
Coding region: 1-1800 (599 amino acids)
Biological process (GO): phosphatidylinositol dephosphorylation
Cellular component (GO): endoplasmic reticulum
Molecular function (GO): phosphatidylinositol-4-phosphate phosphatase activity
Source: RefSeq, a predicted model, not a curated record
AUGGAUGGACCAACAGAAAUCUAUGAGCAGUUUAAUUUAUGCAUAUUUCCGGAGAGAUUUUGUUUGGAACCAAGAGGCCGAGACGGUGGAUCAGUUUCAGAUACGUAUUUAGAAAUCGAUCGUAAUACGGGGAAACUGAAUUUAAUAAGAAAUAUAGAGAAACCAAUUCUUAUACACGAUGCUGAAGUGAAAAUUAUUCAUGGAAUUGUUGGUAUCGUUAGACUGGUAUCAGGAAAUGCUUUGAUAACUAUAACAAAGGCUAAUCUCAAAGGUGUUUUAACUGGUCAUGAAAUAUGGGCGAUAACCGAAACGGAAAUUAUACCAUAUGUAAAGACAACAUUACAUUUAACAGAAAAACAGAUUUGGUAUAAUCGACACUUUACUGAUAUGAUCCAACUUGUAUUGUCAACCGGUGGAUUUUAUUUCUCUCGCACUUACGAUUUGUCACAUUCAGCGCAGUGGUUAGCAGAAAAUGCUACACCUCUAUUCAAAAGACUUCCAAUGAUGGGUCGAGCAGAUGAACGUUUUGUGUGGAAUCGGUAUUUGUCGACCCCUCUUGCAGCCGUUCCCGAAUUAUUUCGGUAUGUGCUUCCCAUAAUACACGGCUUUUUUGAUAUCAGUCGUUGUAUUGUUAAUGGACAUGUCUUCCAGCUCUGUCUUAUAUCUCGGAGAUCUAUAUACAGGGCAGGCACAAGAUUUUAUAUGCGCGGCGUCAGUGCUAAUGGGCAUUCAGCAAACUAUAUCGAAACUGAGCAAUUAGUGGAAUACGAUAAGGAUAGCGAUCCGAAACAACGAUGUUUAACAUCAUUCGUACAGAUAAGAGGAUCAAUACCGUUGUUUUGGUCUCAACGACCAAAUCUUCACUGGCAACCGGAACCAAUGCUAAAUCCUGUUGAUGACCAAACCGAAGCUUUUAAGCGGCAUAUGAUAAUGCAGCGAAAUGUUUAUGGAGGAAAACAUGUAAUCGUAAAUUUGGUGAAUCAGAGAGGACGUGAAAAGCGUGUUGGUGGGGAGCUUGAUCGAGUUGUUAUACACACAAAUUUAGACUUCGUGAGACUCAAUGCAUUUGAUUUUCACAAAGAAUGUCGUGCAUUAGAUUGGGGUCGGUUGGAUAUACUCAAGAAACAACUUAGAAGCGAAAUUACAGAAUUUGGAUUCUUUGCAUCAUUUGUAAACUCUGCGGAACAAAUGCACAAACAGAAAGGAUUUUUCCGAACCAACUGCAUGGAUUGUUUGGAUAGAACUAAUGUUGCUCAGUCGAUGUUGGCCAAGGAAUCAUUGAAAGAUCAGUUAUGUUAUCUGAAGAUCAUCGGUAAUGGCUUCGAAGUGGAUAGUUACACGGAAUUGUCUGUUACUUUCAAGAGAAUUUGGGCUGAUAAUGGCGAUGAAUGCAGUCGUCAGUAUGCAGGAACGGGUGCAUUGAAGGCUGAUUAUACGCGUUUUGGUAGGCGAACUUUUUCUGGAGCGUGGAACGAUUGUAUGAAUGCAUUCACGCGUUAUUUCCGAAAUAACUUUGCAGAUGGUUACAGACAGGAUGCAAUCAAUCUCUUCCUCGGUAAUUUUCGGGUUGAUCCAAACAAUUUGCCAGCAACUUUUGAAACUACAGUACUUAAUUUUGACUAUCAUGGUGGUGCUAUUAUUGGUGCAAUUUUUGCAGCUGCAAUGAUUAUUCUUUGUGUAUUGGUAGCAGAAAAUAUGACAGCAACUAUAUUUUGGCUGGUAAUUUUCAUUGGAUUAAUGUUGUUCAUAUUCAUCAAUGGUGAGGAAUUUGUAAGCAAACCUCGAUUAAAAAUGGAUUGA